GGAAGGAGAUGAGUGACGGACCAGGAUGCCGGAGAGCGGUUCCUGAAGGAGACUCACGCCUGUCAACAGUUACACGCUCUGCGCUGAUAAUGAUGACAAUCACACACUGACGGGGGUUAACGCAGGUAUCGCCACCCUGCUGAGGGUCACCGGAGACUUGUGAAGCUCGUGAACCUCAUGUCCGUCCGCGGCUCUGCUCACUGACGCUCAGCGUGAGGCUCCACGAUGAAGAGCAGCCGCCGCCUGCUGCAGCUGUUCGGACACGCCGGGAGGCCGGGGCCGCCGGUGCUGUGGCCUCGUCCUCCUGCUGCUCCUGCCGGGAACGGCGCUCUGCUCCGGCCGCAGCGCCAGGGGCUGAGGCAUUUCCACAGCAGCCCAGCGUGUACCAAGAGCCAGCCUGCACGGUUUGUUAACAACGAGGAGGACAAGACGAGGCAGAAGUCUCUGGUCACCCAUGAUGAUCUGUUUGAGCAGUUGGCUAAAGAGGCCAAAACCAAGGCCACGUUUAACAAAGUGAUAGACUUCUACACCAAGGGAGACAUAAGGCGGCGAGGUCAUGUGGAGUUUAUCUACGCUGCUCUGAAGAAGAUGCCGGAGUUCGGCGUGGAGAAAGACCUCGCUGUCUACAACAAGCUGCUGGACGUUUUUCCCAAAGAGGUAUUUGUGCCCCGAAACUUUAUCCAGCGAAUGUUCAACCACUAUCCCCGUCAGCAGGAGUGUGGAGUGCAGCUACUGGAGCAGCUGGAGAAUUUUGGUAUCAUGCCCAACAUUGAGACCAAAGUGCUGCUGGUCCGGAUCUUUGGAGAAAAGAGCCACCCUAUGAGAAAGUACCAGCGUAUCAUGUACUGGUUCCCUAAGUUCAAGCACAUAAACCCCUUUCCUUUGCCCACGCAACUGCCUGAAGACCCAGUGGACCUGGCACGCUUCAGCCUCACUCGCAUCGCAAAUGACCUUGAUGCAAAGGUUACCGUCUACCAGCUGCCCUGUACAGACAUCACAGAGAGCGGGGCUGAGGUCACACUUCCACAUAUAGUAGGGAUCCAGAGCCCCAGCCAGACGGAGCAGCUAGCCAGACACAACCCUCAGAGGCCGGUGUUUGUGGAGGGCCCCUUCCCUUUGUGGCUGAGAAAGACAUGUGUUCACUACUACGUCCUCAGAGCUGACCCCACCCCGCCUGAAGAGAAGGUUGAAGAGCCCUCUGACCCAGAGAGGUGUUUGAGCUAUCCUCUGCAGCUGGACCUGGAUUUGGACCUCGACUUGGGAGACGACGAGAGCUUCGAUGUGGAAGACUUGGAUGAAGGUCCAGUCUUUGCCAUGUGUAUGACCAGCCAGGGAGACCAGGCUACCCUCAAUCAGUGGAUCUCUGGCCUCCAACAGAGUAACCCCAUCCUGGGUCAGAUCCCCACCCUGUUCCGCCUGGACACCGGACCCCGGGAGCUGCGAGGCGUGGCCGACGCCGAGAUCCAAAGAGAAGAGCCGAACCCUGGGGAAGAAGAUGAGGCUACAGUGGAAGAGGAGCCCAGGAGAAGCCAGGGCGUGAAGUAGUGGGGAAAAGUUUCCACCUGACCCCUUCACGGUCAGCCGGGAAGUUAUUGGUCCACACAAGCCCUCAAAGUAGACAGGAUAAUAACGAGCCUCCCUUUUACCUACAUUUUUAUUCCAGCCUCAUUUUCUAACUCAUAAGUGAGGAUGACCAUGUAACGUGUGCUGCAGUCAAGCUGGAGAUGAAGUCACAGCGUGUUUUAUUUGUGUAGCUGCGCAUCAUCCCGAGCACAGAGCUCUGCCUCAGACUGGAGGAAGAGUGUCGAGCUCGCAGUGAUCCACGGAUAAGCGUGCUCUUUACCUUCUCUCAGCCAAUUCACUGGGUCACAAAUCUCUUACACCCUUAAGAUGCACUGGCACGACUACAUCAGGCUGUCUAUGAAAAUAAUAACUAAGAACAUUCAUUAAUCCUGCGUCUGUAUCCAGAUGAAGUU
Archocentrus centrarchus (flier cichlid) is the source of this 1976-nucleotide messenger RNA. RefSeq names its product ECSIT signaling integrator (gene ecsit). The record is from RefSeq and is a predicted model, not a curated record. The transcript has 8 exons. Gene Ontology annotation, molecular function: protein binding. Gene Ontology annotation, biological process: cell surface receptor protein serine/threonine kinase signaling pathway; innate immune response. NCBI's taxonomy places the organism in Eukaryota, Metazoa, Chordata, Actinopteri, Cichliformes, Cichlidae. Gene Ontology annotation, cellular component: mitochondrion. The coding region runs from base 226 to 1545 and encodes 439 amino acids.